This is a messenger RNA of Lytechinus pictus (painted urchin), 7132 nucleotides long. RefSeq names its product endophilin-A1-like. Bases 101 to 973 code for a protein of 290 amino acids. Gene Ontology annotation, cellular component: cytoplasm; glutamatergic synapse; presynapse. Gene Ontology annotation, biological process: synaptic vesicle uncoating. Gene Ontology annotation, molecular function: protein binding. NCBI's taxonomy places the organism in Eukaryota, Metazoa, Echinodermata, Echinoidea, Temnopleuroida, Toxopneustidae. The transcript has 8 exons. The record is from RefSeq and is a predicted model, not a curated record.
GACUAUUGAUACAACUUCACUUGCAGUUGAUGAAAUCAUCACCAAGACAAAUGAGCUUCUUCAGCCAAAUCCCUUAACCAGAGCAAAGCAGAGUACUGCGAUGACAGUCUCCAAGAUGAGAGGCCAGACCAAGAACUCAAGGUACCCACAACCCGAGGCCAAUCUAGGAGAAUGCUUCUUGAAGUUUGGAAGGGAUCUGGGUGAAAACUCAGUCUUUGGCAAUGGACUACUGGAGGUCGGUGAGGCCUACAAGCAGCUAGCUGAUAUCAAAGACAGUCUGGAUUUCAACGUCAGGCAGAACUUCCUUGAUCCUCUGGACCACCUGAGGACCAAAGAACUCAAGGAAAUAUCGCAUCACCGCAAGAAGAUGCAUAGUCGCCGACUCGACUAUGAUGGCAAAAAGCGGAAGGUGCAGAAAGGUUCCCAGAUCCCAGAGGAAGAGGUUAGCAUGGCGCGGGAGAAGUUUGAAGAGUCUAGGGAUAUUGUAAUGAAUGGAAUGGCCAACCUCGUGGAUAGUGACGUUGAACAAGUGAGGCAGCUGCAGGCAUUGGUAGAGGCUCAGCUUGAAUUCCAUCAACAGGCUCAAGAUAUCCUGAACCAGCUUACUUCCAGCCUUGGGGACAGGAUAAUGGAUGCUGAGAACCAGCCAAAGGCCUACAAGCCAAGGAGAGCAGUGACCAGUACACUGUCCAGUAACUCUCACACCACAACCUCUAUGGACAGUGAUGAUGAUGAUGACAGUGGUGUCCAACAGAUCUCAUACAAACCAACAAAUCCAGCUCCAGCACCAGCAGCUCCUAAAUACCAGGUUUGCAGGGCACUAUACGACUUUGAGCCCGAGAAUGAAGGGGAGCUUCCUUUCGGAGAAGGGGACAAUGUCACCAUAGUUAGUGAAAUAGAUGAAAACUGGCUGGAGGGAGAAUGCAAUGGAAAGUCCGGAUAUUUCCCGCGGAACUACGUAGAUUAUGAAUAAAUCCAAAUCGAUGACGUUAUCCUCCAUCAUGUCAAAAAUUUAAAAACAAAAGAAAAAAUUGUGUUUUAUUAAGUGAGAGAUACUAUACACACCAACUUAAUGGUGAUAGAAGGUCUGAACAUUUGAGUAAUUUAUUCUAACAAGACAGAUCAAUUUAGUAAUUACUUGUGAAAAUGAUUUAAAGAAAAGUUUUUUUUGGGGGGGGGGGGAAACAUACCAAUAUGCUGAAGGACUGAGCUUUUUGCUGAAGUUCUUCCUCUGGUGAUUUAUGGCAUUGAAGAACUCAAUUUGAAAAAAAAUAUCUAAUGAAGAUUACCCUCAGUAGUUAACUAUGUAAAAUUAUAGAAAAUAAAGAAAAGUUAUUUUGUUUUUAUUUAUUUAUUUUUUUAGUGGGAAAUACACUCACCAACUUACUGAGCUACUGAGCAUUUGGAAAAGUUCUUCCUUGUUCUUAGUCAUUGAACUAAAUUUGUUAUGAAUUCCAAAUGAGAUACUUUGCGGGACUUUUGAUGUGGGAAGUUUAAUCUUUUAUUAAUUUCUUUCUUUCAUUGGGGGGAUGUCUGUCUCUUUCUCAUUAUUUCUUCCUCUUUUUAAGAUUAAAUUCUUGCAUAAUUUUUUUUUCGAAAAGUUGCCCUCCAACGAUAUACAUGUAUGUAAUAUAUAUACAUACAUGUAUCUAUCAAAGCUGUUUCAUUAAAGUUCUGCAUGAUUUUACGAACAACUCUAACAUGUUUUUGUGGGCUUGAUUAGACUGUCCAUUCCUUUGAUCCCAUUAGCAGAAAUUUGAUGUUGCACAAGAACAUUUGAUAUUUGUCAAAAUUAUACUAUGAUUAAUUUUAAUCCGACUUAGUUGAAACAAAACAGGAAGUUUUGAUAGGCAUCUUCCAGUUUCUUUAAAGUCACACUAAGAUGAAAAAAUAUAUUAUGGGAGACAUGGCUGUAAACAAAAACGCAAUUUAAGGGGAGCAAGACGCAUAGAUAUGAAACUUUGAACAAACUUGAAAGCGAGGGAGUGAAGCAAGAGAGCAUGUCAUGGGGGCGCUUUUGCAUUUUUUCAAGUAAAAUGCCCCCCCCCCCUUCCCUGCUGCGUACAACCAUUAUUGGAUCACCUCAUUUUUUUGCAUUCUCUUUCAAUCCUAAAAUUAUCAUGCUAUUCAGCAGGGCCCCCGUACCACAAUGCUUAGCGCUUGAUCUUACGGCAUUGAUUGAUCAUUAUGUGCAGUCAAAAGCGAAGAAAUCAAAUGAACAAUCAAUCGCUGUGCUUCGUGGUAUAGUGCCACAGUCAAAAUAAUCAAAUGACAGUCAUCCUCACAAAAUGAACGGAAUCAAGGAGCUUUACAUUUUACUUUGUACUUAAACUGAAGGUAACCAAAAACAUUUUCUAUUGAAAAGAUAUAGGGUUAUAUGUGUAUUUUUAUCUCCCUCUCAUUUUUCUUUUUAUUCAUUCUUUGAUUUUUCUCUGAAUAUUUGAUGAAAGGUUUUAAUAACAACAUCUAAGAACAGUCUGCAUUUGUUGACAUUUAUAUUUAGUAUUGAAAAUGGCAAGCUGUAACCCUUUUCUUAUACAUUUUUUAAGGAAAUAUUGUUAAAGAAAAUGAUUGAUUUGCUUGGAGUGAUUAAUCUACCUUUUUCCACAUUUUGAAGUUUUAUUAUUUGUCUUUCCUUUUAUAUUUAUAUUUUUUCCAUGAUGUAUAUCAUCCUGUUGGCUUUGAUAUAGUGAUUAAAGAUGCAUUUGAAUAUCCCUCAUAUAUAUAUGUUGAUUGUUCUUAGUGUGCUGCAAGACAUGUGUAGGCCUAUGCUUUCCAUUGUACUCAGUAGUAUGGAAGACAUUCUACAUGUCUAAAAUAGCUGCUAACAGUGGUAUAUUAUUUUAAUUUCAAUUUCAAUUUGCAUUAAAUAAAUGUCAAUUUACAUUUUAUAAUUUACAAGUUAUGUUAUUUUAAACUUGAUUAAAUGUUUUCUGAGGGAGAUUUAUUUUUCAAACUUGUUUUUUGUCUUACAGGGAUUACCUUGAUUCUUCAGGGGGGGGGGGUCAGCGUAUACAUGUAUAUGGAACUAUGAAGAUUAUCUCGAUAUGAUUGACUAACUUCACUUAUAUUUUAUUAGGGGUGAAUUAAUUGAAGGCUUCAUGGAGAUAUAUUCACAUACUUUUUGAUGAGAUUUUUCAGCAAGCUGAUAUCCAUGAAUUUACACAAAUUUGUUUGAUUGUUGUUGCUUGUACAGUCAAAAUUGUUUGCUGAUGUAUACAAUAUGUUGUUUGAUUCAGUGAACCCUGUUUCAGCAGCCUGGCUGUAUAAAACUACCACCUUUUUAUGAAGACCACAAGUUGAAUACCUUUUCUCCAUGGAAACAUACAGGAAUUAUAUUCAUAAAAACCACAGACUGUUGUCUCCCUUUGGUAACCUUUAUAGACGGCCAAGACCUUGUGAAUUAUGCAUUUAGGAGGAAUGUAUAUCCUUUUAAUAGGGCUGUCUGCACCAGCCCAAGUUUUCAAUUAAUCGCGCUAUUUCUAAUCCGGCAAAUUAUCCCGAUCUGAACAAUCUCGAGAUUAUUUGUAAUGGAGACGCAAUCGCGAUUGUUCGCUGGAUUAAUCUAAGUCAACUUAUGAUUAUUUGCAAAAUAGCGCGCUAUUUACGAAUUAUCCCGCCAAUUCGCAGGUGCAGAUUCAAGAUUUGACUUGGGAUUAUUUAUUCACGGCAUCAGACAAUAAUGCAUCGAUGCCUCGCUCGAGCAUGAAUUGCUCUUCUUGUGCUGGUGGAGAUGGGGUUUCUUGAAUCUCGAGAUUAAUCGCGAAGAGGGUUGAUCGGGCUAAAAUCUCGAAAUUGAGCAAACUCGGGCUGGUGCAGCACCGCCUUACGUCUUUUUUCUCCAAUUUUCAGUUUAUUUCAGUCUUUAAACAAUGCAGGUACAGUACAAGAAAACAUAGUAAUCUUGCAAUGCUAUCUGAUGAACAUAAACAUGGGACUAAUGAUGAAUUUUUUUUGAUAAAAUGGAAAUAACAACUCACUGUUGCGAUGUUUCACCAAUUACCAAUUGAAUGAGAAUCACGAUGAGGGGGAUUCCCUUAUAAUGGGACUAUGAAAUAUUUGCCCAGUGGCAUAUUAAAAGUGUACAUCCAUUAUUCUACCUUACUUCCCUGGCUUGUUCAUCCAAACCUUUAUGCAUACCAGUACCACACAAAACUGGAAAAUCAGAAUUUUUUUAAAACUGUUGUAUUUAAGAUGAAUUAUUACAUGUAAGAGCGGUGGUCAUAUACUUGUACUUCAUUUUAUUUUCUAUUGAACAAUUUUAAUCUCCCAAGCAUGAGUUUGUGCAGAUAUUCCUGUCAAUACAAGCUUGGAAUAUGAUGAUCAAAAUCAUGUGAAGUUGUGAUUCCAAUUGGCUUGUGUGGAAAGUUAUGGUGGGAAUUUGCCAAUUGCAUCUCUGUCACUGUUCAUACAUACUAGAUUUGGAAUUUUGAUUAAGAUUCGUUUGGGGUAUAAGUCAUUCAAAUCAAGGGUGAAAGUUGUAUGUGCAGAUUUUAAUUAAUUCUAAUAGAGUCAUGCAACCAGUAACCUUGGAGCUAUAAAAAUAACAUGAUUCUCCAAAAUGUGAUCGGUUUAUUAUCAAGUUUGUGUUAUUUGUAGUUUAUAGUAUACAUGUAUAAUAGGCCUACUAGUUGACCUCGUCUUUUCUUUGAUUCUUUGUAUUAUUCAACAUCAAAAUAGUCUAUUUUACUACAGCUUUUGUAUUAUAUGUUGUGUCAUAAAGUUCAAUAUUAAUAUAUCUAUAUCUGUAAUUUUCAUGUAUGGAGGCAGUAUCCAUAUUUUGUCCAUUCCAAAUUUGUUUGUAUAUGUUGAAGAAAGCAACUAGGAAAACAGGGCAUGAUUUUGAUGAUAUUCAGUGAAAGUUUUAUGUUAUUAGCAAGAAGUAUAUUUAAUCCCUGGUCUUGUUAUCCUAUAUCCAUGGUGCAACCAUAAUCUCCUGGCAACCCAGAAUUUUAUUUUUACUCAGUGGCAUUUUAAGUACAGCUUCCGGUGUUCUAACCCCUAAUUUACACAUAAAAGUAUAGUACAGGAUUGGCUUUUUUCUUGUGCAUUAUAAGCCUUUUUGCUCCCCCCCCCCCCCCUUCACAAUUUCAGUGAAAAGGAAUUUUUUUUAAUAAAGAAUUGGGAGUACAAAUUCAAAAAUUUUAUUCAUGUAUUAAAAAUGCCAAUUUUUUACUCAUGGCUCUUUUUUUUUUUUGGGGGGGGGCUCAUUACCUACUGAUGGCAGCACAUAUGAAUAUAGAAUGACAAGUAAAAGAAAAUAUAAAACAAAAAAGAAUUGGAGUACAAGUUUAAAAAAUAAUCCUCCUUUUAUUCAAAAUUAUGUUUGAUUGUAGUUGCUUUAUACAGUAAAAAUUGUUUGCUGUUGUAUACAAUAUGUUUGAGACAGUGAACCCUGCUUCAGCAGCCUGGCUGUAUAAAACUAGAACCUUUUUUUAUAACGACCACAAGUUCAAUCGUUUUUCUCCAUGGAAACAUACACGUAUUAUGUUCAUAAAAAUCACAGACUAAUUAUCUCGCUUCAAAGGGAAACAGAGUGAAAUAUACAAUUUUAUAACAUGCUUGAUUAUCAUGAUUUAUUGUAUGUUGAAGUCAUUGCAAUCAAUCAAAAAGAGAUAUGUUCUACGAUCAUUCCUAAGCUUUGUGUUACGGGCCCUAGUUCUUAUACUGAAUGGUUUACCUUAUGUAGCUGACCUAGCACCAGAGUACUUGUUCCAGUCAUGUUAAUUUUGUGUGUCUGAAACAUGUGUAAAACCAUGUGUAACUUACAUACAGCUUUUUGAAAUACCACCCAGGGCCCUGUCUUACGAAGAGUUGCGAUUGAUCCGAUCAAUCUCAACUAUAGACGGCCAGCAACGUCAACAUCUGUUAUGCAUGUUUGUUCAAAAUAUUUUCUAUCGAUGAUGUAUAUUCAUGCAUUCAUUGUGCUUCUCUUUGUUUACAAAGGACAUUGUGCAAAUUUUCUGUAGAAAAAAUUAUGGUCUGAUGGAUCUUCAUAGAGUUACAAUUGAUUGGAUCAAUCAUAACUCUUUUUAAGAUGGGGCCCGGGUCUUGCUUACAUGUAGUUCAGUAUCUUUGCUGUUAGUCUGCUAAUCUAGACUCUGUCAGUUAGCAUUGCAUUAGUGAGGAGUCCAGGAAUCAGGGGCCCAUCGUAUAACACUAAUUAACAGUUGUUAAUUUUGUUGAAACCUGUAUUUUGAUUGGUUGUUAGUUAUUGUAACCAUGGAGAUAACCAUGGACAUUAGUGACAACAUUGUACAACAGGGAUUCUAUAUAUUUGGUGUACCAGUGAAAGAUUACCGUCCAUAUUUUCUGCAUCUAGGGGUUUUUUUCUGCCUCUGUCUACUUAGAACAAACUGUUGAAAAUUGAGCAGACAUUUAUGUGGGCUUAAGUCAAUUAAAGAUGAUUUAACCUGUUGGAAACUGAAUGAUUAUGCUAUAACAUGGGCUUUCCAUAGUCUUACCCGAAUAUAUGUGGGCUCAAUCUCCUACAGGCUAAAGUAUAAUCAUCUGGUCUCCAACAGGCUAAAGCGUAAUCAUCCAGUCUCAAACUGGUCGAUGCAAUCAGUAGCAAUUAAUGGGGGGAGUGAAAUGCUCUGUGCCUUCAAGCAUCUUAUGGCUGGAGUAUACUGAUUGAUGUUGAGCAGUUCAGGAAUUGCUGAAGAGAAGUACAAAAGAAUAAUCCCCAUGCUUUGCUCAUGUUGCUAAGGGUACUCAAACCAGUCAAGGGUUUCCAAAAUCAUUGACGAUCUGAAUGGCUUCUUAGCUAAGUUGAAUGGUCAGUUUGUUGUCAGUCUAGGGUCAGUUAAUAGAGUUAAUUAAUGAUUUUAUAUAGAGUUUGUAUAUUACAAUUAUCAUAUAGCUGCUGAUAUAAAGAUAGUAUGAAGAUUCCUUAAUGUAUAUUCUUAUUGUAGUAUUAUCUAUAUUCAUCUUCAAGUUAGGUUAUCGGUCAGUGGUUGUGUUUGACACAUUUUCUUUCACAUUAAAAGGAUUUUUACUUCCUGAGAUAUAUAUCAUAUAGCAUUUCAGUAUUUUCUACUCAAAGGCAAACAAACUUUCCAAUACGGUGGUUUGUAGGUGUAUGCUAAGUUUUUAUUCAAUUCUAAUUGAAUUUUAAAUAAAAUCAUCAUUA